Vombatus ursinus (common wombat) is the source of this 2313-nucleotide messenger RNA. RefSeq names its product serine carboxypeptidase 1 (gene SCPEP1). The transcript has 13 exons. Gene Ontology annotation, molecular function: serine-type carboxypeptidase activity. The coding region runs from base 83 to 1429 and encodes 448 amino acids. The record is from RefSeq and is a predicted model, not a curated record. NCBI's taxonomy places the organism in Eukaryota, Metazoa, Chordata, Mammalia, Diprotodontia, Vombatidae. Gene Ontology annotation, biological process: proteolysis.
GAUUACUGGGUAAAACUCCUGCCCCGCUGCUGUUCCCACCUCUGCUGUUGCCGUCACGGCCGCUUCGUCCACCGCAGUCGUCAUGGAGCUAGUCCCCUGGCACCUUGCUGCCCUGCUGUUGCUGCCGAGUCUGAGCCCCGGCAUUGCUCUAAUUCAGCCAAUAGAGGAAGGCAAGGAAGCGUGGGAUUAUGUGACAGUCCGGAGUAAUGCAUCCAUGUUCUGGUGGCUCUACUAUGCCAACAACCCCUGCAAAAACUUCACAGAACUGCCUCUGAUCAUGUGGCUUCAGGGGGGUCCAGGAGGUUCCAGCACUGGAUUUGGAAACUUUGAGGAAAUUGGUCCCCUUGAUGAGGAGCUCAAACCAAGGAAAACUACCUGGCUACAAUCAGCCAGUCUUCUAUUUGUGGACAACCCUGUGGGCACUGGAUUUAGCUUUGCAAAUCAAAGCGAUGCAUAUGCCAAAAAUCUUGACAUGGUGGCUUCUGACAUGCUGGUUCUCCUACAAAAUUUUUUCGAUGCUCGGCCAGAAUUCAAGACAAUUCCAUUCUACAUUUUCUCAGAAUCCUAUGGAGGGAAGAUGGCUGCUGGGAUUUCCCUAGAGCUUUACAAGGCUAUGCAAAAGGGCAGUAUAAAUUGCAAUUUUGCUGGUGUUGCCCUGGGUGAUUCCUGGAUUUCCCCUGUAGAUUCUGUGCUUUCCUGGGGACCUUAUCUGUAUAGCAUGUCUCUUCUGGAUGACAGAAGUCUAACAGAUAUGACAAAAAUUGGAGAGAAAAUUCUAGAUGCUAUGAAUAAGGGACUGUAUGAAUGGGCUACCCAGCUGUGGGCAGAUGCAGAAACGUUUGUGGAGCAGGACACAGAUGGAGUGAACUUUUACAACAUUUUAAAUAAAAAUCCUCCUGAGUCUACAAUGAAGACAAGCCCAGAAUUCACCCAGGAUCAUCUAGUUCGACUUUAUCACCGCCAUGUGAGACAGCUGCACCAGGAUAAGUUAAGUGAGCUCAUGAAUGGACCCAUCAGAAAGAAGCUCAAAAUCAUUCCAGAUUUUGUCACCUGGGGAGAACAAUCAAGUUUAGUUUUCAGCAACAUGGAGAAGGACUUCAUGAAGCCUGUGAUUAACAUUGUAGAUGAACUGCUGGAAGCUGGCAUCAACGUCACAAUUUACAAUGGGCAAUUGGAUCUCAUAGUGGAUACCAUGGGUCAGGAGGCAUGGUUGCGUAAACUGAAGUGGCCUGAGCUGACUGCUUUUAGUCAGAUGAAAAGGAAGCCUCUGUAUGUUAAUCCUGAGUCUAAUGAUACAUCUGCUUUCUAUAAAUCCCACAAGAACCUUGCUUUCUACUGGAUUCUCAAGGCUGGCCACAUGGUUCCAUCUGACCAAGGGGAAAUGGCCUUGAAAAUGAUGAGGAUGGUGACUGGACAAGAAGAGAGUUGAGAUGGAAGCCAUCUGGCUUGGCCUCUGUAGCUCAGUGCAAUGUCAAGGUUGUUGACAAUGUCAAGGGCACAUUGUUGAGUUGGGCAACUGAGGUGCUAGGGUCCUUUCUUUUAGACAUCAAAAAAUUAGCUCCUUAUGGUCUGUGAAGCUUUGAGUCGACAUACUAGUCUUCCUAAAUUGAAUAUUUUGCUGUGACUGAAGGCCUCCCACAACUACCUUCCUAAAAUGCCCUAUGGUUUAGGGUUGGGUUUUGGUGGGGUUUUUUUUUGGUUUGUUUGUUUCUUGGGUUUUUUGUGUUUGGGGUUUUUUUUUUUUUGCCUUAGUGAGGACUACAGGAUGCCUAAGACCUUUUUUAUGGACUUGUUUUCAUUAGGAUGAGAUUUCAAGUGUUUUUGUGCUUCUCAUUAAUGAAGCCAAUCCUGGAAUUGUUUUUGGAUUUGACAUCUUUAAUUAGUUAAAAGAAUCCAAAUUUCUUCUAUAUUCACUUUGUCAAUAACACAUCAGUAGUCAGCAUUUCAGUAUUGAACCCUCUUGCGGCUUUUGUUUACUCUUAAAAAAAAAAUCAGCCUAUACUGGUUGCCUGCACACAAAGACUUCCAAUCCAACAAGCAUUUAUAAGUGCCUUCUAUAUGCAAAACACUGACACUAUCAAAUUUCCUAUGUGGACCCAAAGAAGGAGAGCAGGCUCUCAACUUCCUCCUGUCUGUUGAAGAGAGUUUUAAUUGACACCACUGAACCAUCACUAUACUGGGAUUCAGCCUCUCCUGCUACCUCCUGCCUGUCUGUUCUCUGACUGGUCUCGUCAUUAGAAUCUACCCAUAACUCCCAUCAGAUCUAACCCUUCAUGCCUUGACCAUUAAAAAUGAAAAUGUUUCCUCAUUUCA